Helobdella robusta is the source of this 366-nucleotide messenger RNA. RefSeq lists its product as hypothetical. NCBI's taxonomy places the organism in Eukaryota, Metazoa, Annelida, Clitellata, Rhynchobdellida, Glossiphoniidae. Gene Ontology annotation, molecular function: protein-folding chaperone binding. The record is from RefSeq and is a predicted model, not a curated record. Gene Ontology annotation, cellular component: cytoplasm; prefoldin complex. The coding region runs from base 1 to 366 and encodes 121 amino acids. The transcript has 4 exons. Gene Ontology annotation, biological process: protein folding; chaperone-mediated protein complex assembly.
AUGGCGGAAGCUAUUCAAAAAAAGUUGGCCGCUGAAUUAGAACAAUUUAAAGCACUUCAGACAAGUUACCAGAAGUACAUAUCAGCUAGACAGAAAUUAGAUGCUCAACUUACUGAGAAUAACAUGGUCUUAGAUGAAAUGAAGUUAUUGGAGGAUGAUUCGACAGUCUACAAGUUGGUCGGACCGGUUCUCGUUAAACAGGAUACAGUCGAGGCCACACAGAAUGUUGAAAAGAGAAUCAAAUACAUUAGUGAUGAGAUCAAACGACAUGAAGGUCUUAUAAAGGAGGUGGAGUCCAAGCAAGAUAGCCUCAGAGAGACCAUCACUAAACUUCAAAGCCAGUCCAUUGGUCCAACAAAGGCAUAA